Messenger RNA from Paramecium tetraurelia, 4713 nucleotides. RefSeq lists its product as uncharacterized. The transcript has 4 exons. NCBI's taxonomy places the organism in Eukaryota, Ciliophora, Oligohymenophorea, Peniculida, Parameciidae. The record is from RefSeq and is a predicted model, not a curated record.
AUGGAUAAGGUAAUAAUAGCUUGUUAAUAUUAAAGAGUACUAAGCUAAUUUGAUGAAUUUCCAAACCACUUAUUUAAUAGCGAUAGAAAAUAGAAAAGAUUACUCUAAUCAGAAUGCCAUUAUUCCUGUUAAGAAUGUGAUGGAUCUACUGAAUAAGAUUGUUUAUCUUGUAAUUCAGGAGUUGGCCGAUAUUAUGAUUCAAUAAAAAGAAUAUGUUAUUGCGAGAAUAAUCUUUUUGAUGUUGGACUUUAAGAAUGCUAAACUUUCGUUGAUGCAGUUCCCUCUGGAGAAUUAAAUUAAGAAAACUAUCAAAAUGAAGGAUUUUGUAAAUUUGGACAAUUUAAAGUUCUGUUAGAAAACAAUACAAUCGUUUGUUUAAAUUGUCCAAAGUCAUUAAAUGGCAAUAUCAAUUGUUUAGACUGCUAUCUUAAUCCAGAUCUCUGGUAUAAGGAGCCUAGAUGCACUUCGGAUUUUAUAAGGCUCAAAGUAGAUGAAAAUUAUGGUUAUUUGAUGUAAAUAAGAGAGGAAAUCGAUUUUGAGACAUACUUUAUAACUGAAACAUUUUCUUUGAUAUCAAAUCCCUACUAUUAAAAACUAUGUUCAGAAUAAGAUUUGAUUCUAGAGGUAUUAGAUUGCAAACUGAUGAAUUAAAAACAUUUAGAUAAGGAAAUAUAUGCUGUAUGCAAAGAUAAUUCCUUUUACACAUCUAACACUUGCAUUUUAUGCCCAAUGUUUUGUUUAAGGUGUAAUAAAAAUGAAUGCAUAGAUUGUAUUAAUCACUCAUACUUAUAAAAUGGUGUAUGUUUUGAAUGUCCUUAAGAAUGUAAAGAAUGUGAAUAUAAUUAUGAUUUGAAUAUUGUAUAAUGCAAUUUAUGCUAUGAGUAUUCUGGAUUAGUUUAAGGAAAAUGCAUAGAGUGCGGAUUAAAUUGUGUUUCAUGUAUGUUUUGGAAAUUUUAUGAUGAAGAUUAUGGAAUUUGGGUACAAUAGCUCAGAUGUAUUUAAUGCGUUGAUCCUUCCAAAUACUUUCUCUCAUUCAACGGUCUUGAUUGUUUAGAAAACAUGCUUCAAAAUUGCCUAUAUGCAUAUCAAACAGAUGACCUUUUCUUUUAUUAUAUGACAACUUAUGAUUAUAAAUUUAAAAGCUUUUCAGAUAUUUUAUCUGGAUGUGCUAGAUGCAAAGAAGGGUAUGACGUAGAUUAUAAAGGAAAAUGUGUUCCUUCAGAAGACGCAAAUGGUCCUUGCUUGUUUAUUUACAGAAAUUAUUAUGAUGAAAAUUUAUGUCUAAUAAGUGAUUAGCAAGGGAGUAUACAGAACAACCAAUGUUCUGAGAUCAUUUCAAAUUGUUAGAAAUGUAUAUUAGAGUCUUGGACUUACAAAUUACUUUGUAUUCAAUGUCAACCUGGGUACUAUGCUCAUAGAUUAUUCGGUUAUUGUAUAUAAUGUCCUGAAGAAUUGAAUUGUUAAGUGUGCUAUCAAUAGUAAACUCUCUUUUAAGAUAGUUGGGUAGUAAAUAUCCGAAGCUUUUAUGAAGGUGCUAUUGAUGCUGUGUAUGUUUAAACGGAGACCACAAUUCCAAAAACUUUUAGAACAUAUGCAUAAAGCUAGAAUAUUAGCGAUUAUGAGGUUUCGUGCGAAUUAUGUUUCGAUGGAUUUUAGCUUUAUAAUAAUAUUUGCAUUGUAAAAUGUCCAUAGGAUUGCUUGGAAUGCAAAAUUGAGAAUAAUUAAAACAUCUGUAUAAGAUGUUAAAAUGAUUAAUAUGGAAAAGUAUAAUCCUUAGUUAACAAUAAAUGCUUGUCCUGCCCUUCAAACUGUGAAUUAUGUAUACCAAGGAGUCUUGAGGAAAUUAAUAAGUUAAAUCCUUAUUUUGAAGAUUAAAAAUAUGAUAAUUUUGCUAACCGAUGUGUAAAAAGCUCUAAUCAAUAAACAUUUGCUUAUUAUCCUGACUAUGGAUAUUUUAUUAAUUGCGAAACUAAAGAUACUUUAUGUUAAAAUGUUUUGGCAAUUACUCUAAAGUUGUAUUGCAAUCAAGAGUAAUAUAAUUAAGAUUUAGAGCUUUCAUCUGAUACUUUGGAAAAAAGGAAUACAUUUUUGAAAACCACAUUAUUAUUAGAUGAUCUUCUUAUUAAUUCGUUUUAAUAUUUCGAAACUGAUUGGUUUUACUCUUUAUUGAACAUUAAAUAAAUAAAGAUACUUAAAAUAAUAAUUUAAACACAACUGAAAUAGGAUUGUUAUAUAAAAAAUAAGGUGACAAUUGCUUAAAUUUUUCGAAUGCAUGUAUUCUCCUUAAGUUCUGUAAAUCUUGAAUUUAUUGGGGCUCAGGAUGCUACUUUUUAUAUCUUUGACACUUUAGAGUUUCACAACUUUACAAGCAUAUCUUUUGAUGCAAUAAACUUUGGUUUCAAGACAUCACCGAUUAUACAUCAAUAAAAUUUUAAGUUUCUAAGUAUUUUGCAAUAGACAAUACUAUUUAAAAAUUUAUAAAUUAUUUAGGAGGCUAAAUAGAUUUAAGAUAUAAAUAUUUAAUUUAAUAACAUCGAAUUAAUUUAUAUUUUAGAUGUGUAAGUCUUAAAUCUAAACCUGAAUUCUACAAAUGGAUUAUUUUAAUUUACAUAACCAGAUUAAACGAAUACAGGAGUAAUUAAGUUUGAAAACUUAGAUAUUUAAUCAACAAAUUUAAUCAAUUCUACUCUAAUAUCUUAUGAGAUUACCAAUUCAUUUAUAAUUUAUUUAGAGAACAUCUCAGUUAAUUUAAAUUUAACAAAUUCAGAAUUUUUUGCAUGCAAAUAAGUGAUUAGUUUCGGAAAUUUAAUCAUAAACAAAUUGGAACUUACUAAUUCUGUAAUUAAAAAUUCUUCGUGCUUGAUUUAGGGAAAUUUCAUCAAACUAAUUGAUAUAAAUGCUAUUACUUUACAAAACAAUCAAUUUGAUCAAAGCAACUUAUUGUCUUUAAACAACAACAUUACAUUAUCAAAUUUAAAAAUAGAAAAUUGUGUUUUGCUAAACAGUUAUUUAAUAUUGAAUCAUUUAGCUGAAAAUAAUCAAAAAGAUAUUAUGUAUUUGUUUAAAUUCAGCAAUUUUGCAAUAAUAAAUAAUAAAUAUAAUUUAGGUACUAAGUACAUUACCAUCUAUCGUUAUACUUCUACUACUUCGAAAAUUAUUUUAGAUUAGCUAAAAAUUAACAAUAAUUAAAUAAUUGACACUGAAGUGAAAAAUUAAAAGAAAGAAUCAAGCGCCUCAAUUAUAUUAGAAAGUGAUCAAAUAUCUCUUAAAAAUUUUGAAAUAUUUAAAUUAAGAGGGAUAACUGAUUUUUCUAUAAUAAAUUCUCAAAGUUUAACUAUUAAUGAUUUAUACAUCACCUCUUAGAUCAGCAAAGAAAAGUUGUUUUUAUAGAAAUCAUCAUAAACCAGCGACUUAGGAAUAAUAUUUAACAUUUAUUCUGUAAAAUUGAUGAGAUUUAUUGGAGUACAUAUAGAAUCUCUGUUUCUUCAUAAUUACCCUAUUAUUUAUUAUGAACAAGCGACAAAAACCUUAUUAAAUCAAGAUGGCUAAAUUGAAAUUUUUAAUUCAAUAUUUACAAAUAAUCUUUUAUUUUAAAGUAAUUCUUAAUUUAGUACUAACCUAAUCGAAAUUUUCUCUGGAUAAAAGGUAAUAAUUAAUGUCAUUAAUUCUACAUUUGAAAAUAAUAUUAUCUAUUUUUAAACAUCAAGUAUAGGCGAUUAAUCAGCAAAUCUGUUAGAUAUUGAUUGCUCUGAAUGUUCAGUUAGUUUUAAGGAAUUAAACUUUUUAUCCAACGUAGCAAUUAAUACAACUUCUUCAACACUCUUUAUCAAGGCUACGUAAAUCUCAAUCAGUGAGAGUGUCUUUAAUUAAAGUGGUUUUGUUAGUAAAUACAUAAUAAGUUUCUUAAAUCAAAUAUAAGUAGAUUAUGAUAAUAGUUUAUUUUAUUAAGGAUCUGGAAGUGGAGUGUAUUAAACUGAUACUAUGUAUGUAAAUAAUUGUAAAUUUUUGAAUCAAUAUGGCUCAAAAGGGGCAUCCUUCUUAUUUUCCCCUUUAAACUCAGGAUACUUAAGGAUUGAAAGUACUAUAAUUGAUACUUCCUAAAAUUACUUCAUAUAAAAAAUUGAGAAAGGAGGUGUAAUUUUUAUUAAGUUCUUCCACAGUCAAAUUUUAAUUGGAGAUCAUUAACUGCUAAGUUUCAAACAUUUAUUCAAUUUAAGGGGGGUUAAUAAUGAUAGAAAGUCCAUAAAACAGCAUUUAAAUUUUAAUCAAUAACCCUCAUAGAUUGAGAAUUUUUUCUCUCUAAUUGGAUCAUUAGUUUACUUUAAUUUUGAAGAAUUAUAUGCUAAUACCUCUUUACUAUAACUUUAAAAUUUAAAAUUAUCAAACACAUUAGAGGGUUUUUCCAAGUAUAUUUAAUUGUUUUAUAAUAAUAACAAUAUUAAUCUACAAGAAAUAGAAGCAUCAGAAAAUUUUUUAAUUUUAUUGUAUGAGAGAUCUAUAAUAUUUUCUAAGUUAGGUAGAAUUUCAAUAAUGAACCUAAUAAUUUCUGGACUAAUUAAUGAAAUCAUUAUUUAUGAUUAAUCUAUUAAAAUGUUACAAGUUAACUCCAUUUUUAUAACAAACUCAUCAAUAGCCAAUAAAGGACUGAUAUACGUAGCUCCAUUUUAAAGUAAUAUUUAAAUAUUGAUUUUUAGAUUCAAAUUUUUCUAUUGA